Messenger RNA from Racocetra persica, 211 nucleotides. The record is from the annotation of a GenBank genome assembly. NCBI's taxonomy places the organism in Eukaryota, Fungi, Glomeromycota, Glomeromycetes, Diversisporales, Gigasporaceae.
GAUCUAUAUAAUGAUGUUCUAGAACAGACUGCAUUUGCUAAUUGGGAAGAUUCUCAUGAGCCAAUCUAUAAAGAUAUCAAUAUCAAAUCUCAGCAACAAGUUGUUGAAAAAUUAGAAAUUGGUGAUUUAAUUGAUUUAAAUAAUUCUAUGAUAGUUAAAGACAGUAGAUCGAAAGAUAUUGAAAGCUAUAAUAAUAAUUAUAUUGAAGGUC